Messenger RNA from Metarhizium brunneum ARSEF 3297, 1548 nucleotides. RefSeq names its product Phenylalanine--tRNA ligase alpha subunit (gene FRS2). Gene Ontology annotation, molecular function: phenylalanine-tRNA ligase activity; tRNA binding; ATP binding. Gene Ontology annotation, biological process: phenylalanyl-tRNA aminoacylation. Lineage: Eukaryota; Fungi; Ascomycota; Sordariomycetes; Hypocreales; Clavicipitaceae. The record is from RefSeq and is a predicted model, not a curated record. Gene Ontology annotation, cellular component: phenylalanine-tRNA ligase complex; cytosol; cytoplasm.
AUGGCGACCUUGAACGAGACCCCCGCUGGGGACCUUGCGACCCAAAUCCUCCAUGCGCUGGACAAGAACUCGCCCCUCCUCUCGUCUGCCGCCUUCCCCACGAUCCCCUCCACCGAGGUCAAGGGUGCACUGGAUAGACUUGCCUCCCGUGACAUGGUCAAGUACGAAACGAUAGACCGAGAAGAAGCCAUUUUAGAGCCUGAGGGCGAGCAGAUUGCCGCCAAUGGUAGCCACGAGGCCCGGGUUUUUGAGGCUCUGCGCACCGCAGUGGAGGGGUUGACAAUCCAAGAGCUUGAAACGGCAAUUGGCGACAAGAAUGUGGUCAAGAUUGGCCAGGGCCGAGCCUUCAGGGAGAAGUGGAUUUCCAAGACCCCAGAUGGCAAGUUCAAGGCCGCCAAAGAGUCCAUCAAGGACACCACCAAGGAACAGAUGCAGACCAUUCAGUCGACAAAGUCGUACCCCGAUGCCAAGAUGCUCGCUGAUUUGAAGAAGCGUAAGCUUGUCCGAACACAGAAGAUUAUCAGCUUCAACUUUCAAAAGGGGGAAAAGUUUGCUCUCAAGAUCCCCGAGGUGGCUACCGACUUGACGGCCGACAUGAUUGCCAGCGGUUCAUGGAAGUCGGCUACUUUCAAGGGAUACAACUUCAAGGCCUUGGGUGCCGAUCAGCACCCCGGAGCUCUGCAUCCCCUGAACAAGGUCCGAUCCGAGCUGAGGCAAAUCUUCUUCGAGAUGGGCUUCCAGGAGAUGCCUACAGACAAGUUCGUCGAGUCGGGAUUCUGGAAUUUCGAUGCGCUCUUUGUGCCGCAACAGCAUCCUGCUCGUGAUAUGCAAGAUACCUUUUACGUAUCGGAUCCCAAGGAGGCAGACAUGCCUAGAGGGGAAGAUUCUAGUGAUACGGCUGACUACAAGACGUACUGGGAUAACGUCAAGGAUGUCCACCAGGAUGGCAAGUACGGCUCCAUUGGUUAUCGAUACCCCUGGUCCGGAGAAGAAUCCAAGAAGCUCGUGCUUCGAACACACACCACAGCUAUCAGCGCCAACAUGCUGUACAAACUAGCGCAGCAGAAGGGCCCUGACGGCCGCCCGCCACCGGCUCGUUACUUCUCCAUCGAUCGUGUGUUCCGUAACGAAACAGUCGAUGCCACCCACUUGGCAGAAUUUCAUCAGGUCGAGGGUGUCAUUGCUGACUACGACUUGACGCUCGGUGGUCUCAUGGAGUUUAUGGACAUCUUCUUCGGCAAGAUGGGCAUUACCGACCUCAAGUACAAGUGUGCUUACAACCCUUACACCGAGCCCAGCAUGGAAAUCUUCUCUUAUCACAAGGGCCUCGGAAAGCUAGUCGAAAUCGGCAACAGCGGCAUGUUCCGUGCUGAAAUGUUGGAAUCCAUGGGUCUGCCCAAGGACAUGCGAGUGUUCGGCUGGGGUCUCUCCCUUGAGCGCCCCACCAUGAUCAAGUACGGCAUCUCAAAUAUUCGCGAGCUGCUAGGUCACAAGGUCGAUCUCAACUUCAUGCGGAACAGUCCCGCGGUGCGUUUGGACAAGGAAUAG